UUGGCCCACCAUUGUGUAAGAUCUUUCAAAUGGGCCGAAGAAACCCAUGUUUAAUCUCUCUUUUCGGCUCGAAACCCCGAAUCUGUGAAUUUCAGGCGGCGAGUGCCAGAGGGAGGGUCGCAAAACACCUUCGGAACCAAUUUCCGGCGUCAACUCCAAUACAUAAGAUACCCAAGUUUGCUGAAAAAGUCAUGUUGGAAAACAAAGUAAACUCAACUCAUAGCAAGUCCACUGGUCUGCCUCGGAAGCGUUUCUACAGAGCAAGAGCACACAGUAACCCUCUGAGUGACUCCCACUUUCCAGUACCUGUCGCCCCCAGUCAUGUGGAUUAUUCUCUUCAUUACCCGCAGCUCUUCCCCUCAUCUGAUGAAGCUGGUAGUUGCAAAAAGAUCCAGUUUGCAGAUAUUGGCUGUGGUUUUGGGGGGCUUCUGAUAAGCCUUUCAACUCUUUUCCCUAGCACUCUGAUGAUUGGAAUGGAGCUUAGGGAUAAGGUGACAGAGUAUGUCAAGGAAAGGAUUUUGGCUUUAAGGGUGACAAAUCUGGGUCAAUACCAGAAUAUCUCAGUGGUUCGCACUAAUUCCAUGAAGUACAUCCCAAAUUACUUUGAGAAAGCACAGCUUUCAAAGAUGUUUUUCCUGUUCCCGGAUCCUCACUUCAAAGAGAAAAAUCACCGUCGUAGGGUGAUCAGUCCAUUCUUGCUGGAUGAGUAUGCUUAUGCUCUAGAAGUUGGUGGCAUUAUAUACACAAUAACAGAUGUUGAAGAACUUGGAGACUGGAUGAAGGCUUGUUUAGAAAAUCACCCUAUGUUUGAAGCUCUCACAAGUGAAGAGGUCGAAGCAGAUCCAGUUACGAAGCUCUUGAGUUCUGCAACUGAGGAAGGACAGAAGGUCGACAGAAACGGGGGACAGACUUUCCGAGCAAUUUACAGACGCAUUGCUCCAUCCCUAUGAUUUUGGUUGUUAUGUAACAAUGGUGGAAUGAUUGAUUACCUUGGAAUUGUUGUAGCCUUUUCUUUUAUUUGCUCAGCUUGCGACUGUCAAAGUAGUCUCAACAAGGAUUAUGUGCUUUCUGAAA
Molecule: messenger RNA, 1074 nt
Organism: Rosa rugosa (rugosa rose)
Lineage: Eukaryota; Viridiplantae; Streptophyta; Magnoliopsida; Rosales; Rosaceae
Product: tRNA (guanine-N(7)-)-methyltransferase
Exons: 2
Coding region: 30-950 (306 amino acids)
Biological process (GO): tRNA methylation; RNA (guanine-N7)-methylation
Cellular component (GO): tRNA methyltransferase complex
Molecular function (GO): tRNA (guanine(46)-N7)-methyltransferase activity
Source: RefSeq, a predicted model, not a curated record